Messenger RNA from Durusdinium trenchii, 711 nucleotides. The record is from the annotation of a GenBank genome assembly. Lineage: Eukaryota; Dinophyceae; Suessiales; Symbiodiniaceae.
AUGAAUCAACCCCGCGAGGUCUGCAACUUUGAUGUGGCGUUGGAGUUUGUCAAGAGACUGCGGUCCUUGAAGCAUCGCAGCAGCCAAUCCACCCGGCUCGAAGUGGUCUACCACUGGACGCGCGAGGAAAACGUCAACAAGAUCAUCGAGAACAACCUGAAACCGCCGGGGGCCACCAAUGCCGAUGGAACGCAGAUCCAUGUACUGAAUGGCGAGGCCUUUGGACGGGGGAUUUACGCGUCGACGGAUGUGAACUACGGGCGAGCCUAUGGAGCUGGUUUGAGCUGCGGCUUCCUUUGUCUGGCCUUUCCAGGACACAUGGGCCGCACUCCACACGGAAAAGGCAUCCCAAAGCGCCUUUGCAAGAAGGACGACUGCUACCAGCAAGGCAGCCUGCGCGUGUACCGAAGCUCAGAGCAGGUCUUGCCCCUCUUCUUCACCGAUCUCCCCACAGCACCGCGGCUGUCGGAGGUUGCCCAGACUAUCGCCCGCGUGCUGCGCGAACGCGUGCUGGAGCAGUCUGUGACGGAGCUGGAGUUCAAGAAGGGAGAGAAGGUGGAGGUCUUGUGGCAUGGAAGCUACUGGCAGGCGGAGGUGGCCCAAGUGAGAGCCGAUGGCCUUCUGGAUGUGAAAUGGCUCUUUCCUUUUCAAACUUGGCCGGCCGAGUGUGGCGUCAGCACCGCUCGCCUUCGGCGGCCCGAGGGCCAUUAG